CGAACACACGUGCAGUCGGCGAAAACCUAUAGCACGGAGUGAUUAUGGCUCUUGGUUCCCAAGUCGAAACAGCGGCGGAAAAUGGAAUUGAUGAACCCAGCAGAAACGCUGUUAACAGUAAAAAAGAAGAUACUGACUCGAGUUCUUCGGCGUCUCACAAAGGUGCACAAGGAAAUGUUGCCAAUGGACCCCAGAGUUCUGGUAGCAAGAUGAGAGAACAACAGCUGAACGGUGAAAGGGGACCAGAGCCUGUUCUCACCAAUGGGCAUGCUGAAGAUGAGGAGCCUGAAAAAUCUAAGGACAAACAGUCAGUGACCAAAAAUGGGUUGCUGUCAGAGGAGCAACAAAAAGAGAAAUUAUCCAAUGGACAUCCAUCAAUUGAUGAGACUAUUAGUGGUAGGGUGUCAGAGACACACAGUGAAGAGAAAGACAAAGAGAAACUGAAAAAUAAUGAUGAACAGGUGACCAAAGAGAAGGUGAAGGCUAACUGUGAAGAGAAGGAAAAGGAUGAUGUAGAUAAAUUCAGGCAGAAAGUAAGAGACAAUGACGACGAUAAAGAUAAUGAGAAGAUGGAAAAAGAUGAAGCUGCUAGAGAGAGAGAAAAAGAUAAGAAUAAAGAUGAGGAACAAAGCAAAGAGAAAUCAAAACCCAAGGACAAGGAUAAAAGCAAAGAGAAAACAGUAACUGAUAAGGAGAAGGAAAAAGAGCGAGAUGACGAAAAGAAAGAAAAGGAUGAUGAAGAGAAGGAAAAGGAUGAUGAUAACGAAAAGGACAAGGAUAAAGACAAAGAUGAUCCAGAAGUUGUCUUUAUACAGGAUAUGGGGUUCACAGUUAAGAUUGCAAGUCCAGGCUCAGAGCCAUUUGAUAUUCAGGUAUCAAGUAUGGAACUGGUUCAAGAGAUUCACCAGCUACUCAUGGACCGUGAGGAUACAUGCCACCGUACCUGCUUUUCCUUGCAACUGGAUGGUAAUGCACUGGACAAUUUUGCUGAGCUGAAGAAUGUUGAGGGUCUCAAAGAAGGGUCUGUUAUUAGGGUUGUUGAAGAACCAUAUACUAUGAGGGAAGCAAGGAUACAUGUAAGACAUGUUAGGGAUCUACUAAAAUCCCUAGAUCCUGCAGAUGCUUAUAAUGGUGUUGAUUGCAGUUCUCUCUCAUUCCUCAAUGUUGUAACACAGGGUGAUAUAUUGGAAAAGAAGAAGAUGAGACCAGAGAGUGUAGACUGUACUCCACCAGACUACAUAAUGCCAGGAAGUCGUGAACGUCCGUUGCUUCCAUUACAACCUCAAGCAAAGGAACAAAAAGGUCCCCAAUGUGUAAAGGUGCUCACAACAUCUGGCUGGAACCCUCCACCAGGCUACCGGAAGAUGCAUGGUGAUCUUUUGUACCUUCAUGUGGUCACCCUUGAAGAGAAACAUUAUCACAUUACAGCAUGCUCACGUGGCUUCUUUGUGAACCAGUCUACAGAGGAUGAAUUCAAUCCAAAACCAGCAAGCCCAAGCCAUCUGUGUCACUCAUUAAUAGAGCUACUGAACCAGAUAAGCCCUGCUUUUAAGAGGAAUUUCUCAGUAUUGCAGAAAAAGCGCACACAGCGACACCCAUUUGAACGUGUAGCCACACCAUACCAAGUGUACACAUGGGGAGCACCUCAACUGGAACACACAAUUGAUGCUAUCAGAGCAGAGGAUACAUUUUCAUCAAAGCUGGGAUAUGAGGAACAUAUUCCUGGGCAGACAAGAGACUGGAAUGAGGAGUUACAGACUACGAGGGAAUUGCCUAGAAAAAAUCUGCCAGAGAGGCUGCUAAGAGAACGGGCCAUAUUCAAGGUUCACAGUGACUUUGUCGCAGCUGCAACUCGAGGGGCUAUGGCUGUUAUAGAUGGCAACGUAAUGGCCAUCAAUCCUGGUGAAGAAGCAAAAAUGCAGAUGUUUAUAUGGAACAAUAUAUUCUUCUCACUUGGAUUUGAUGUCAGAGAUCACUAUAAGGAAUUAGGAGGAGAUGCUGCAGCCUUUGUUGCACCGCGAAAUGACUUGCAAGGCGUCAGGGUCUACAGUGCUGUAGACCUUCCUGGCUUAUACACGUUGGGAACAGUGGUGAUUGACUAUCGUGGCUACAGGGUGACAGCUCAGUCCAUCAUUCCAGGUAUUCUGGAGCGUGAACAAGAGCAGUCGGUUGUAUAUGGCUCUAUAGAUUUUGGAAAGACAGUAAUCUCUCAUCCUAAAUAUCUUGAAAUGCUAAACAAGGCUGGACAGCAAUUGAAGAUCCUGCCACAUAAAGUAUACAAUGACAAGCAUGAGGAAAUAGAGCUGUGCUCUUCAGUGGAAUGCAAAGGAAUUGUGGGCAACGAUGGACGUCACUACAUUCUCGAUCUCCUUCGAACAUUUCCUCCCGAUGUCAACUUCCUCAAAUUGGAAGGAGAGGAGCUUUCUAAGGAAGUGCAAGCCUUGGGAUUUCCAGUUGAACACAAACAUAAGUUAUGUUGCUUGCGUCAGGAGCUGAUUGACUCGUUUGUAGAGUCACGAUACAUGAUGUUCAUAAAGUAUGCUGCGUUACACCUCCAGCAGCUAGGUGUAAAGAAACAGCGUGAGCGUGAAGCUUUACGUAGCAGCCAGGAGAGGGAUAAUGCCGUGGAACAAGAAGGCAAAGAUAAAGACUCAGUAGACAAAUCAAAAACCGAAAGUACGAGGAAAAGUCCAGAAACUGAUGUAGUGGCUUCAACCGAGAAUCAAAUGGAAGCUGAUGAAGCAAAGAAAAUAGUUGAGAGUAUUACUGAUUCUAUCUCAAAUGGAGAGAAACAAGAAUUGGAGGAGAGCACAAAGGAGAUAGUUCGGAAGGCAGCACUUGCUGUUGGGUCUCUAAAGGAAACUGAGUUUGACAUCCGCUUCAACCCUGAUGUCUAUUCUCCUGGAGUUCAGCACAUUGAUCCAGAUGGGGAAAGGCUUAAAAAGGAGCGUCAGCUAGUCAAGGAUGCUUGCGAGUUCCUCCUUACUGUACAAAUACCGACACUUAUUCGUGAUUGUCUUGAUCAUUCAACAGCCCCACUGGAUGGAACUACCCUUUCUGAAAUGAUCCAUAAUCGUGGUAUCAACAUUAGGUAUUUAGGAAAAAUUGCAACUAUGCUGGCAAAAGUGAAGCAGCUGGAGUAUUUAUAUAAUAUAGCUGCCUCAGAGCUAGUGACCAGGGCAGCAAAACACGUCUUCACGACUUACAUGCAGAGUACAGAGCUGAUGAACCUGUCUGCAGCAAUAAGUCACUUCCUUAAUUGUUUCUUGUCUGCCUGUCAAGUACCUCAUCCACAGCAAGUUGCUGAUGAGCUACAAACAAAAACCUCAAAGCGCCGAAACAAACGCAAGGGCCGUUCUAAUCCUCUUGUGAAUGCUGACAAUAAUGAAUGGGCUAAUCUAACUCCAAAGUCUCUGUGGAGUCAACUGAAGAGUGAAUUAAAAGCAUACUAUGACUGGGACUUGCCAGCUGAUUCUAUUGAAACAGCUGUUGAACAUUUCUCUUUCCAAAAGAUAUCAUUGCUUAGGUCAUUUUGUUUAAAAACAGGAAUACAAAUUAUGUUGAGAGAAUAUAGUUUUGAUAAUAAGAACAGGUUAACAUUUUUUGAAGAAGACAUUAUUAAUAUUUUCCCUGUUGUAAAACAUAUCAAUCCUCGGGCAACUGAUGCUUACAACUUUUACACUACUGGCCAGACAAAGAUUCAGCAAGGAUACUUAAAAGAUGGGUAUGAACUAAUAAGUGAGGCUCUCAAUUUGCUCAAUAAUGUGUAUGGAGCUAUGCACCCUGAAAUUGCACAGUGUUUACGUAUGCUUGCACGCCUGAACUACAUAAUGGGUGAGCAUGCUGAAGCAAUGGCUUACCAACAGAAAGCUGUUCUUAUGUCGGAGAGGGUCAAUGGCAUUGACCACCCUUACACCAUUACAGAAUAUACACAUCUUGCUCUAUACUGUUUUGCUAACAGUCAAGUGAGCACUGCACUGAAACUCCUAUAUAGAGCACGAUACCUGGCACUGCUUGUUUGUGGCGAGAACCACCCCGAAAUAGCACUACUUGAUAGCAACAUCAGCCUGAUCUUGCAUGCUGUAGGGGAGUAUGAACUUUCAUUACGAUUCUUGGAGAAGGCUUUAGCACUCAAUAUCCGGUACUAUGGCCCGAAGUCCCUAAAGGUUGCUGUUAGUUACCAUUUGGUGGCUCGUACACAGAGCUGCAUGGGUGACUUUCGAUCUGCCCUAAACAAUGAAAAGGAGACAUAUGCAAUCUACAAGCAACAGCUAGGUGAAUCGCAUGAAAAGACACGAGAAUCUUCGGACUGUCUUAGACACCUAACAUCUCAAGCUGUGGUGUUACAGAAAAAAAUGAACGAAAUCUAUACGGGGAAACCAGGGGCAACAUUGCCUCCAAUACAAAUACAACCUCCUUCAAUGGGCAGCGUUCUUGAUAUGCUGAAUGUCAUCAAUGGAAUUUUGUUCGUGCAGAUCAGUCAGCAAGACAUCGAAAAUUUCAAGGCUGAAAUUGAGAAGCGUCAGCUGAAGGAAUCUUCUCCAGCACUCUUGGACGAAAAAUCUGAGAUUCUUUCAGAAGUAAUAAAAGAUGCUGAAAAGAAAAAAGUUGUGAAAUCAAGUUGAAAACAGGCUGAAAAGGCUUAGUGAGGCCAUAGUGCAUUCAUCAUGUGUACAGACAAGGGCAAUGAUUUCAGAGCAGAUUACUAAGAGUCCAGUGACAAGGGUAAAGGUGUAAAACUGCAAGGGAAAAAAGCGAAGAGUGAAAUAAGUGAUGUGAGUGUGUGCCUACUGUCAGUACUUGACAUACCUUUGUGGAAAAUGACAAGUGUACACCAGAGCUGUAAGUUUUCAGUUUAUCCCAGAGUGCCAUAGGAGUUAACUCUCAGCUCUGUUUUUGUAUCUCUGUGACAAAUUUAUUAGGAGCUGUGUUCCUAGAAGCUGCAGCACACCAUUCUUCUGGGUUACAAAUAGUUUGUCCAUACAAGAACACAAGUGCAAAGCAUUGUGUUGUGCUGGAAUCCUCUGCAGCUGUCAAAUAGUGCCCAGGGGCAAGUAACUGAAAGUGGCCUAGUUUGUGUGUGCGUGUGUGAUGUGGAGUCAGUAAAAUGUUACUGAUUUUAUUGUUACUAUUUGAGAAACAUUGUUAAUGUUAUAUAUGCAUUAUGUACAGUGAGACACCUUUUGGGCUAAUGCAUACAGUAUUUUAUUUUUUAAAAAUACAAGAAAUUAUAUAUAAAUGGGUUUUUGUAACUUUGUUGCAUACGUUUAUCUGUUCUCUUGUUGUUACCUGUGGACUUAAAUAGCAAUACUUGUUACAUGUUAUUUGUAAUACCACAUCAGAAUGCAUUUGAGUAUUCCUGUGAGGUGUUGAGAAAAAUGUGAAACAUGUGCAUUGUGCCUAAGAUGGCUUUGCACUUGUGAAUUGUAUCAUUUUUCCCUCUCUCGUAAUGAGAGAGGUAGUUUCUCUUUGUUUUCUGUUAAUGAUGGUCAUGCAAACAAUGACUAGGUAUUUUGGUACUGGGGAUUGAAAAAGGUACCAUUGGUGAAAGAUUCUAUUAUAGAAUGUACACUAAAUUUAUAACUUGUAUUUAUGGUUGGGUGAUGAUGUUGAAACUGACUACUCAGGAUACGUUAUUAUUGCUGUUACAUACCUGUUAUCUGUUGUUGAGCUGCACUGAUAAGUAGUAGUUUUUAUUUCACGUCUGUACAUUAAAAACUUGAUUCUAUUGGACAAAAACAGAGUGGUGAGCAUUUACACGUCACUGAAGUUCUAAUAAAAUAUCUAGUCAUUCAUUAUUCGUCAUGCUAGAGAAACUACAAAUUUUCUACAGAAGUCAAGCUUCCUUAUGAUUAAAGCAAUUUUUUUUAAAUAUAGAAGCACAGCGCAUCCUGCAGAAGAAUGUUAUGAAUUUGAUAGUUACUGUGAAACACUUAUUACCUGAAUUCAUUUGAAGUUUUGUUUGAUUUUUCUUUGCAGAAAAGAUUUUCAGUGAAGAAGAAUAGUAGUAAUGUUUACUGAAUUAUCUGAAAACCUAAUCAUACAAUAGGGUUGCCAUUUCAUCAGACACAAUAGUAGCUCUUUACUAUUGUUGACAUAUACUGCAAUUCAGUCACACACUAUUUCGUAUACAUAUCUUUUCCAUUUACAUAAUGUUCUGCUUUUAUUUCCUAGCCAUUGUGUUUGAUUGAUGUAUACCAUUGUAAGAAGUCAUGCGUAUUGUGCGCGCAUCGUACAUCUUAUUUCUGAGAGUUGAAGAAUCUCAUAUUGGUUUCACUAAAAUAUUCUGAUACUUUACACGCAGGUGUUUUUUUUUUUCUGGAAAUGCUCACCACAAACUAUUUUUUAAAUGAAUAAAGUUUAAAUGACAGGUUAUUUAACAGUUGCAGCCUGUGUUCUGAGGAAGUUGUUGGUGUUACUGUGUAAAGCCAAAGAGUUGUUUCAUUGCAUAUGCAUAGUAGUAGUUCUUCCUGAAGAAGUGUGAAUAUGUUAGUGAUUAGUAGCAUGUACUGACUAGAGACCUGAUUUAUCUUUUAUAUAUAGUUUUAGGUAUUCUGAAAAAUUAUAGUUUUAUAGUUCUUUUGGCUGUUGCUUAAUGUUUGAAUUUUAAACUUUCGAUGGCAGUAUAGUAUUUUUGUAAAUAUUGUAGUGAACUUAUUUUGCUGAGUAGGUACUUUGUACUGUAUCCAAUUAGUUGACAUUCCAUAAUAGUUUUCACACAUUUUUUAACACUUCAUAACAGCAUACAGUCCUGGUGCUGGAAAUGGUUAAAAGUAUUUCCGUUAGUUCAAAAAAUGUAAUUCAUUUCCAUUAAAAAUGAGUGUCAAAAAUAAAAUUGUAUACUCCUGGAGAAUACAGCUUCCACAGCAAUAAUGGAACGUGCAGAUUUUUCAAGGUUGUUAAUUAUAUUAAGAGUAUCACUGCUAUAGGUCCAGGAAUAGAAUUAUUCUCAUCUGUAUGCAUAUUAAGAAUGCGCACCAUUCAAACAAGUCAUGAUAUUGUGACAGUCUUGGUGUUCAGUUUCAUAAAAUAAGCAACAAAAUAUUCAAUGAAAAUUAACAUGUCUAAGGAGUGUAUUCUGUUUAAAGAAAUGGUUUCUUCGUUUUUGUUAAUAAGGCGUGGUUUUCUUUAGAGUGAGUCUGUGGUAUUCACUAACAAAGUUGAGGCUUACAGGUGAUGCUUCCAAUUCCUUAUGAAUCAGAGACUGCUGUAAUUGGUGCUAAAUAAGUUCUCACUUACGCAUCGAAGGAUACUUAAAAACUCAUUCUGUUCGUCACAUUCAGGAACAUAAAUCUGUAGUUUUAUGUCUGAAUGUUACAUGUAGCUGAAAAAAAUGAUUCAGCAUUGUUCUUACAUUGCGCUCUCGAUAAAUGUAGUGUGCCUUAAAUAAUGUAAACUGGAAAAAAAUAAUAAUUUUUGAAUACAUAUCUCAUUGUGCAUGAUAAGUGAGGUUAACCUUUUGAUAUGAGUGUUUACAUUACACAUUGUUUCAUUCUUUUGUAAGCAUUGACUAGUCAUUCAUUUACUGUUGCACAUUUUUAUCAUUAUUACAGAAACUACUGAAAAUUUGAAAAGCACACAAUCAGUUAAAGUUCAACCAGUAAAUUAGUUGUUUGCUCAGUGAUUUAAUAAAAUUAAUAAUGCACUUAAUUUGAAAUUAUGCAAAUUUUUUUUAUCUGAAUGGGGCUUUUCACUGAAGGAAGGAGCUAUUAUCGUGAAUAUCAAAAUUUUUCAAAGAAGUUAUGUAGUAUUGGAUAUGAAAUCUGAGACCACAUAAGUGUUUACAGAGAUUGUUCCCUACAAGGUCACAAACAUGAGAAGACCAAUUCCUCAAAUUUUAUCUCUCUUACGGCACAAGAUAUGUUGUUAUAUCAGUCUCAAUGAGAGUAGUUCACCAUAUUAUAAAUUUCAUUGAUAUACGAAUCACUGUUAGAACUGGUCAUAUUCUUACCAAUGUGACAAGAGAAAACCUCUACUGAUAUGUCUGAAUUAUAGCACUUCCACAGAGAAGAAAUAUGUAAAAGCACUGUUACCCAGUACCUAAGAAUUUAGCUAUAGUAAAAGUAAAUUACAGUUUCAGUAUACCCAUUAUGGAUGACAAACUGCAACUGUGAUUUAAACUGGCAAUUUAUUUGUGCAUAAAUAUGCAACCAGUCACUUUUUUGGAUUUUAGAUAAGUUUUGUUGUGCCAUUAACUAGUUUUUAAGGCAUUGGAAGCUCAUGAUCAGAUGGUGUUACAGGAGCACCACAUCAUGGACCAAAUGUAGCUAGACUGUAUGGUGAUGAGGCUGGCUGAAAUGACUGAAAUUUAAUAACUGGUAACAAAAUGUUUAUGAAACAGAAAUGAUGUUAUAUUUUUGCUAAUUACAGUGCACUGCGUUGUGGUAUCCAUAGCAAAUUUAUACCCACAAUGUACAUUAUUGAGUGCACACAAAUAUACACAGUGUUUAGCUGCACUUGGUAUCACACUUGCACACAGAAUGUAAACAUGAGGUGUAAAUACAAUGUUGUUCCUGUAACACCUCCAUCUGAUGAGCGUGCUGUGGCUUUACAACUAAUUAAUGGUACAAUAAAUUGUAUCUAAAAUCCAAAAAAGCAACUGGCUGCACAUUUAUACCCAGCUAAAUUACCAAUCUAAAUUACAAUUGUUUGUUAAAACAAUAGUUUAAAUAAACUUAACUACAGACUCAACAAGGUUUUUUUCGUAGUAACCUUUUGUUUAAUGACUGGUACUGUUCAGUAAAUCAAAGUUUGGAAUCACUAUGUAAAUUAAAAUUGAUAGUGCCAAUCUUAUGGGAGUACAUAUGAAAUAAGUUAGGAAACAUUAAAAUGAGUGCUGGUCCUCUCCCACUAUUCUAAAGUGCUUACAGGAAGAGAAAAGGUGAAACUGAGCCUCAAAGGACUUACCUGUGGCAGUAUUUUAAAUUCAUACAGUUAAAUUUGUUUUCAGCUAGUUGUGACUGUUAAUAGGUGUUCAAAUUCUUAGAAUUCAUUCAUUUUAAGUUGCUGUUCAAUACUUGCAGUCUUUCAGCAUUAUCCCCAAUUUCCUAAAUGGGCAUCGAAUAAAUUUUACAAUUUAUGUAGUAUUCAAUUAAUAACUCCAUAGGGUGAAGUGGUUUUUUAGUCACUGCCAGUGUAAGAGAAUUUCUGAGUAUUUAAAUCUGAAAUACAUAUUCUGCUCAUUCUGCCAGGUGAGUUAUGAGAACUGGUGAUGUGAAUUAUGCAGCUUUUUAGGCACUUGAUUGAGAAGUUUGAACCUUAAAAUUUGAGGAAAGAUCAACAAGCAUAUUAAGCAGCAAUGGUUUAGAAAUUCAAGGGACAUACAGGGAUUGAUUGUUCUCAUUUCUCAGUGAAAGAAGCAUGUAAAAUGGCGUUCAAAAUGUGAAUGUUGUCAGUCUCACACUGCAGAACCAGUUUCAUAGAACAGAUUUCAUAAGAAUACUACAUGAUAAAUGUUGUCACCAUUUUUCGGUACCUAUGUUUGUGUGUUGCUCCUUAAAUUCACUAUAAGUUUGUAUUUGAUCAUGUUCUUUCCUAUUAAUAAUAAUAAUGUGCAUUUCUGCUAUUUUGACUGAAUUGCUGCUGUUCCGCCCUGUUUACUAGUUAUCACACAAAAAAAGAAGGAAACUGAAGCCUCCUUUUCUUUACCACAUUGAAGAGUGUGACCCCCAUUUUUCAGAAUAUCUGUUCAUUAGAACAUGUGUUCCAAUAAUGCAUCUCUUUCUAGAAACUUUUACAGGAGAUCAUAAAGUGAAAAACAUUGCUGUAAGAGAUAAGAUGAUCACAAUUUUGAAACUGUAAUUCAGUUUCAUUUGAUAGAUUAACUUUAUCUCAGAGACAGUAGUGCUAGCGGUAAAAGUUUGGCUAAUGAGCCACUGGUGUAUAGUUGUCUCAUUUGGCAUUUUGUUAUACUUUUUGUACAAUAUAAAAGAAAUUUGCAUUCAUGGAGCAAUAAUCAUAACAAUAAAAAGGGCUGAAACUCACUGAAAACUCUAGUAUUCAUCUGUAAUAUGCUGAUAGCAAAUGGUAUAUGGUUGUGUGCUUUUUAAAUUCUGUAAUUAAGGAGGGUCCUGAGAAGUGUUAGAAACUGCUUUAUGCUGUGAGAUUAUGAAAAGUGUGUUCAGAGAAAUCUGAGUAAUUAUUCUGGAAUGAGGAACAUCUGUAGGAAAUGAAAAAUUUGAUAGUCUAGGGGCAGGAGCCAUAAAAUGUGCAUCUGAUCAUGUCAUAAAUAAAAUAGAAAUUUUUACA
Schistocerca americana (American grasshopper) is the source of this 10248-nucleotide messenger RNA. It is a transcript of the gene clu, whose product is annotated as clustered mitochondria protein homolog. Gene Ontology annotation, molecular function: mRNA binding; protein binding. Gene Ontology annotation, cellular component: cytoplasm. NCBI's taxonomy places the organism in Eukaryota, Metazoa, Arthropoda, Insecta, Orthoptera, Acrididae. The transcript has 23 exons. Bases 45 to 4625 code for a protein of 1526 amino acids. The record is from RefSeq and is a predicted model, not a curated record. Gene Ontology annotation, biological process: intracellular distribution of mitochondria.